AUGAAAGCCGGACCGCUUCUCAUCCAGUGGCACCAUGAGAGCCAGCCGAUCUAUUCGGUCCAUUUCGAUCCCCAUGGCAAAGGGAGGCUAGCUACGGCUGGAAAUGAUAACAAUGUUCGGUUAUGGAGCAUUGAAGCUCAAGGCGAAGAGAGAAAAGUCACAUACCUAUCCACCCUCACCAGACACACUCAACCCGUCAAUGUCGUCCGAUUUUGCCCCAAAGGCGAGAUGCUGGCUUCAGCCGGUGAUGAUGGCAACGUCCUCCUUUGGGUACCCUCUGAAUCGUCCAUGGCCACCUUGACCGAUGAACAUGCCGAUGAUAAGGAAACAUGGAGGAUCAAACACAUGUGCAGGACGUCGACUGGAGCAGAAAUAUAUGAUCUGGCCUGGUCUCCAGACGGUCAAUAUUUCAUCACAGGCGGCGUUGACAACACGGCAAGGAUCUUUAAUGCUCAUACUGGGACCAUGAUCCGCCAAAUAGCAGAACAUAGCCAUUUCGUACAAGGUGUGGCUUGGGACCCUCUCAAUGAGUUCGUUGCGACUCAAUCAUCGGAUCGGUCGGUCCACAUCUAUGCCCUCAAGCUCAAAGAUGGCACACCCACGCUUUCGACGCAUGGGAAGUUCAACAAGAUGGAUCUCCCCGGGCGACGGAUAUCGUCCAACAGUCCAGCUCCGGCUGAGAUGACGAACCGUGCCUCGAAUUCAAGUGCCACCAAUCUUGCCAUCGCCUCCCCUGCCCCUUCAAAUCCCGGAACCCCUUUAACCACACCUCUACCGAUGGAUCCUCCCCUCCUGACCUCGAGCCGGCGAUCAUCUUUCGGCUCGUCACCAUCGUUCCGACGAUCUGCUUCGCCGGCGCCUUCAUUACCGCUGCCAGCUGUCAGACCAGAAAUCUCGUCUCCAAGCCUCAAUGCCGCAAUGGGUCUGGCCGUCAAGAACACGAAUCUCUAUCAUAAUGAAACCAUGACCUCCUUCUUCCGUCGUCUCACGUUCUCACCGGACGGCAGCCUGUUGUUUACACCUGCCGGACACUAUAAGACCAGUUUUCCAACCGCGUCCGAUCCGAUCAAGACUACAGACGACAUCACAAAUACCGUCUACAUCUACACCCGGGCUGGCUUCAAUAAGCCACCAGUGGCGCACCUUCCAGGGCACAAAAAGCCAUCCGUGGCCGUCAAAUGCUCCCCUAUUCUGUAUACCUUGCGGUCCACCACGAAACCAACAAACCAUAUCACUAUCGAUACGUCGUCAGCAAGCGAAGAGAUACCGCUCUUACCAGAUCCCAUAGUCCCACAGACUCCUACGACGGUGAUGGAGCCUCCCCCUUUGUCAGCCACAACUCCUGGUCCCGACUCCAUGUCCGCUCCUUCACCGAAGCCGUCGACCGACGGCGAGCCUGCCAGCCCAGCGCCGACUCCAGCCUUCUCCCUGCCCUAUCGGAUGAUCUAUGCCGUAGCAACGCAGGAUGCGGUGUUUGUCUACGAUACGCAGCAGACAACACCUAUUUGUGUUGUGAGCAACCUUCAUUACGCCACAUUCUCAGAUUUGACUUGGUCAAACGACGGCCUGACACUACUAAUGUCCUCUACGGAUGGCUUUUGCUCGACUUUGGCGUUCGCACCCGGUGAAUUGGGGCAAGUAUACACAGGGCCCCAUCCGACGUACAACCAUCCGGUUGUUACAACCUCGAUUCCUUUGCCAACUUCUUCUGCAAACUCAACACCAGUUCCGACACCUACGGCUACCGCAUCUCCUUCGCUCACAAAAGCAUCUCCUGUUCCUGUACCACCAUCACACCCUUCACCGGCACCGUUUAUUCUUCGUCCCGGAAGUCCAACGAGAUCCAACUCACAGUCAUCGAUAGCUACAAUGACGUCUAUCCAAACCUCAGGCCUUCCCAAUAAUGCUACUCCCACCAUGGGGCAUGUACCCCUGGUAACCGCCACCAACUCUGGACCUCCGAUAGCUAUUCCACCCAUGACGACGCCCCCCCAGACACCUGCAAGUAUUCAUGGUGGCCACCACUCUGCAACAAGCUCGAUUAGUGGUUCGGUCUUGGGCAAGAGAGACGGGGCAACAAGCGAAAGUGAAAAGGAGGAAAGCAAGUCGAAGAGACGUCGGAUUGCCCCCACGCUUGUUGGUCCUUCGGGCUCGAGUGAGAAUGCCAAGGAGGGGAUGAAUUAA
Cladophialophora psammophila CBS 110553 is the source of this 2184-nucleotide messenger RNA. RefSeq names its product chromatin assembly factor 1 subunit B. The record is from RefSeq and is a predicted model, not a curated record. Bases 1 to 2184 code for a protein of 727 amino acids. Lineage: Eukaryota; Fungi; Ascomycota; Eurotiomycetes; Chaetothyriales; Herpotrichiellaceae. The transcript has 6 exons. Gene Ontology annotation, biological process: DNA replication-dependent chromatin assembly; nucleosome assembly. Gene Ontology annotation, molecular function: protein binding. Gene Ontology annotation, cellular component: nucleus; CAF-1 complex.